UGAACGAAAAAAACAGUAUUGGCAGAAUUGUCAGCUGGAGGUGUAUAAAAAUAGUUAAGAGAGUGCUGGUGCAAAUUGUGUAAAAUUUAGCAAUUUAAGGAAAAGUUUUCAACUUUAAAAGUAGUGAUCUGAUUGAGUAUACAACUAAGACAAUAAACUAUCGACGAAUGAUGUGUAACAAUCUGGACUCCAAAGUGCAAGCCUAAAGAAUACGACUAAAUGAAAAGUGCGUAAAAAAACUGUAAAAGAAUUAAACACUUAAGAAAUUAAAUACGUAUAUAUGUAGGUAUUUAAAUGAGAGUAAAUCGAUGCAAUUUUCUAAGUGAUUUUACGAAAAUUUUGUGCAAAGAACACGUCUAAUUAACAAUUCAGCAAAAAUUAUCAAUUGUGCAAUUUCAACACCAACAAUAAGAAGAAUUGGCAGAACUUAUACGAGAAAACACUUCCUGAGAAAUCGGUCGCUGUAGCUGUUGUUUUGUCGGGGUCACCAAUACAUCGCACCGGUUUCUCAUUGUAGUUGCGAACGUCAACAGCGGGAUUGCAUAGUAACAUAACGGCAACAAGGGGCAAAACAGAGAGGUGUGCGCGCUGUCUGUCAUCCUUUUCCUCGGCACAUCUGCCCACGCUCUACGCCGACAGGACGAACAUUUGGCUGCAUAAAUCAGCAGGACUUAACAUUCGGUGUAGAAGAGGAUUAAACUGAAUAAGGCAGUAAGAUGUCAUCCCCCAGUGCUGGCAAGCGACGCAUGGACAAUGACGUUAUUAAACUAAUCGAAUCCAAACACGAAGUAACCAUAUUGGGUGGCCUAAAUGAGUUUCAUGUGAAAUUCUUCGGACCGCAUGGGACACCGUACGAGGGUGGCGUAUGGAAGGUGCGAGUCUACCUGCCAGACAAUUAUCCCUUCAAAUCGCCAAGCAUAGGGUUCGUGAAUAAAAUCUACCAUCCGAACAUCGACGAAUCAUCGGGCACAGUUUGUUUGGAUGUAAUCAAUCAGGCCUGGACAGCGCUGUAUGAUCUCUCGAAUAUUUUCGAAUCGUUUCUACCACAAUUGCUGACAUAUCCGAAUCCAGUGGAUCCGCUGAAUCGGGACGCAGCGGCGCUGUACUUACACGAACCGGAGGAGUAUCAUCGCAAAGUGGCCGAUUAUGUGCAACGCUAUGCCACCGAGGAGGCGCUGCGUGCGGCGCAACAAGAGCGAGAGAGCAGCGAUAGCGAGUCGAGCAUGUCGGACUAUAGUGAAGACGAGGCCCGAGAUAUGGAGUUAUAAUAUCGGUUUAUGGUUAAGCUAAUUAUAUGAAUUUGAAUUACAUUUAAAUACACAAAUUACAUAUACACGCUCACACACAUACUACCUACUACGUAAUCUUAAACGUGCAUACAACAAGCAUACAUAAAAACACACACACACAUGCAUACUACAAUCCUACCUAAUAAAAGGGAAGCAAAGCAAAGAAGUAAAAAGAAUACAAACAAAAAAAUGGAUUAUGAGGAGAAGAAGAGAAAUGGAGAACUUGAAGACGACAGUUAAACGAUACGAUAAAGCAAAAAGUAAGCGCAAGUCAUGUGUAUAUGUGACCACACAUACAUACAUAUAAAUAUAUAUAUAUAUAUAAUUAAGCAAGAUUGCGACGCGACGCCGCCAUACGGGCAACUUGCAUUGCUGCAUAGCGACAACAACAACAACAAUAACAGCAACAGCACGUCAUUGCAACACUCAAUGUUGUUGCCACAUACAUACAUGCACACACACAUAUAAACAAAUAAACCGAAGACAGCACUAGAAUGCCUCGCCAGUCAGAGGAAGGCCAAUGCCAAUGUCAGGCUGGAUGGCAACAGCAGCAAUAACAAUAGCAGAAGCAGCUGCAAAAUGUCAAAAUCAAAACUAAGCAGUGCAGUGCCCAAAAUAGAGCAGUGCAGCAAACGAAGUGGAAAUGCUGCUACAACAACAACACCAACAACAACAACAACAACAACAACAACAACAAGUGGAAAUGCAGCGAAGCAGCGCAUGAUCCUUUUCAUGGCCAACAGCAAAAGGAAAAGCAAGCCAUUUCUACCACCCAACAACAAUAACUAUAGCAACAACAACAAGAGCUUCAACAUUUAUUCACCACAGCCGCAAGUUAUUUGUGCAAUAAACCAACAAACGAGCGCAACGGCGAACAGAGAGCAGCAACAACAGCGGCAAUAGCAACAGCAGCAACAAAAGCAACAGCAGCAACAAAAGCAACAGCAGCAACAAAAGUAACAGCAGCAACAAAAGCAACAGCAGCAGCAGAUGCAGAAGCUAACUGUCGCCACCAAUAUCACCAAUAGCAGUAAAUGCAGCAGCAGCAAUAGCAGCAGCACAGAAAGCGCCGCUGCCACACAACUAUCUACCAUCACAUGACGCACACGGCGAAAAAUAUGAUUUAUGUAAAAUUUUUAUUCAAUUCAUUUGUGGUAAAUUUAAGCGCAUUUGGAAUAUUGGCAAAUUUUUUAAUUUUAAGCUCUGAUCUUUUGUAGCUUUUAAGUCGCCAUUCAAAACAUUCAUAUUAAUAUUUUUUUUUUUUGUAAUUUAGUAAAUUUUUGCAUAUUCAAUUUGGUCAAUGUUUGUAAAAGCAGCGUGAAAAAAAGAAUAACAACAAAUUUUAACCAAAUAUAUGCAUACAUUUAUUCUAGGUCUUUUUGAAAUAGACAAACAAAAAAAUUAAAAAGAAAAUUAAACAAAAUAGCAUCAAUUCGUUUUGCGUUUAUUUAUGAUUUUUUUUUAUCAUUUUUUAUCUGCUAUGCAGGAGUAUUCAAAUUCUGUCGCAGUGGAAUUGUGCAAUGCGCCUAUAUUGAAAAAAUGGUCGCCAAAACAUUGAAAGUUUGAUAGCGAACAGGCAAACUCUUGUAAUUUUUGUAAUAAAAUUCUAUAAAUUAAAUUUCGUAUUGAUUUAAGAUUUUGAAAUUUAGAUUUCUUUGGUGGACAAAGCUUUUUAAAAUUUUUAUUUUCUUAGAAUUUCGUUUAUUCAUUUGAUAUCAACUCUGUGUUGCGAAUUAAAAAAAUUUUUCAAAAAAAAAAAAAACUCAAAUCUCUAAAAAGAGGUAAAGUAUUGCUUAACCACUCGCAAGUGCGUAGGUUCGAAGCGCCAAUUCUUCAUUUUUAUUGCUUAAAUAAGUAUGUACAUGUGUACAUAGGUAUUUAUUUUGUAAAAUCCAAUCCAUUUCAAAAAUAUUGGAGUGCUGAGAAACCAAAAAUUCCGCACGCUUUAUCAUUUUUGCUGGACGUGAAUGUUUAGAGGCGCACAAUUCACGUAUAUAUUUCUUACAACUACGAGUUUCAGUAUAGCAAUUAGAGUUCUCAUAUUUUUUUCUCUUUUUUUCAAAUAAAGGAUUAUCAAUUUAGAGGUAUCGGAUUUUAAAUUAAAAUAAAACAACGAAAAUUCAAAUUGAUUGGGCAACCUUUUUAUUUUUGUGUGGAACUAUUCAUGACAUUUAUUGUUUGGAGAUAAUCCCUUUCAAAUGUUAGCCGCAACGGCGCCGUAAUUCGGUCAUCCGUAAACACCAAAUUUUACUGACUCGCUGGAGGACUUCGAACGGUCGGUCGAUAUCUCGUGAAUAACUUUAGUAAUGUUGGCUUCCAAUACCUCAAUUGAAGCUGGUUUACCCACAAAGCAUUUAGACUUUACAUACCCCCACAUAUAGAAGUCCGAAAGUGUGAUAUCUCACGAUCUUGGUAACCAAAUCACUGGUGCGAGCCGAAACGAUGACGCAGUAAAUCCAUUGUUUGACGGGCUACAUAGUAAGUAGUGCCAUCUUGUUAGAACAAGGAGAUUGUGGCACAAAAACGCCGUUUAUCAUGGUGUGAUAGCGUUCGCUAUUCACUGUUACAUUGGCAUCACUCUCGACUUUGAAGAAAUAUGGGCCGAUGAUUCCUCCAGCUCAUAGGUCGCACCAAACGGUUGUUUUUAAUGGAUGUAAUGACUGUUCUUGAUUGGCUACAGGUUGCUCUUCAGCUCAAAUACGGCAAUUCUGCUUACUGAUGUAGCCAUUAAACCUAAAGUGGACCUUAUCGCUGAACAAAAUUUGGGUACCAAAAUGUGGAUUUGAGGCGAGUUUUUCAAGAGCCUAACGACUGAAAUUAUGACACUUUGGAAGAUCGGCCGGCUUCAAAUCUUAAAUUAACUCUAUUUUGUACGCUUUCAAACAAAGAUCUUUGCGUAAAAUCGCCUAAGUAGUGCCAUAAGAUAGACCAAGUUGUUGAGAUCGGCGCCGAAUCUAUUCUUUCAUGUUUUCGGCAAAACUCUCAUUAACAGCCGCAAUAUUGGGCUUCUUCGAGGCACGUAAUAAAAACGGCAAUACUGCUGCACUGAUGACAAUUUGCAACACUGUUGCAGUUGCUCAACUGAUACUUUUCUGAUGUUCUGCAAACAACAAAUUUUUGAUUCCUGUUUCUUUGUAUUCGCGUGCAACAUUUGCCGAAUUUUGGACACUUCGAACGUGAUGCUUUUGACAAUGUUGCCAGAAUUUUACAUCGAACGUGAUACUUUCACAAAUCAUGUGACACUGCGGUAGUGAUUGAAGCUCGAACAAGCCCAUUCUCUUCAUGCACACUGUACGUGGUCUAAUCGGUCGAGUAUCAUCCAAUAAUGUAAAAUUGUUCUCAAUUUUGCCGAUGGUUUGCCGGCUAUGUACACCAUAAGUCACAGAGCGUCAAUUUUCGUAACACAAUUUUACGAUUUGUAAACGUUGUUGAGGCGUAAAUCUUUCCAUGAUGAAAUGUCUAUGAAUACUAAAAAAAUUAUGUAUUUAGUUUUGGCAGUAGUCACGCGCGAUCUGUCGAAAAAAUACUAUUGGAAAAAGUACCUCUGAUCACCUUUUUUUAUUACAUAUUUUGAAAGGGCAAUAUUAUUGUACUAAGAUCUAGGGAGAAGCAACACCUUAUAAAACAUGCAUCGUUAUACCAUUUCUUCUAUUAACUCGCGAAAAAUGUUUCACGACUUUCAAAGUGACAAAUAACAAUUUACCGAAAUAUUUCUAUAAAAAGUAUAUAAAAAUAAUAUUAAAUAUUUGUAUACGUGGUUUUGCUAUUCAUGAAAUUUGUUUCAUGUCCGACAACAUCUAAAGUAGCAGCUGCAAUUUCCGGUUCGUUUCAGUACUAAAACACAAAAGAAAUAAAAUUGGAGCCAAUUGUUUCGUGGAGUAGGGAAGGAACAUCGCGCGCUAGUUUUGUUAGAGAAAUUGACUUGUGAGUACAGCUUCUCUUUGUUUUUAACGAUAUCUGAUGCUGUAUUCGUCGAAAACUGUUAAAUGAGAAAAUAUUGGGCCCGAAAAUGGGUGUGUUCGAGCCGCUCAAUAAUUACCGCAAUACCGCAAACCUGUUGCUUUAUUGAUACUCUGUUGCUGAUACUCAGCUGAUAGUGUGCAGCAAUAUUGCAGACUUUAUUUUGCGUCAAACGUGUUAUUUAAAAAAAUGGAAGUUUUAUCAUUUUUGAUAGCAGAUGAGCUAAUGGAAAGGGGUGGGGAUAGUUUUUUAAGAAACAUGGAGAAAAACAGGAGGAAACGUUAUUUAAUUCAUAACAAUUCAUUAAAUUAUUUUAUUUUAUUUUAUAUUAAUAAAAAAGCGAAUAAGAAAACAUUUCAUUUAGGUACAUAUUAUCAUUUUAAUGAUAUAAAAAAACUAAAUGCUGAAGUCUGUAAAAAUACUAACUGAGUGAGAUCACUUUUUUCAGAUACUAAGAUCACUUUUUUCAGAUACCAAGUUCACUUGUUGACAAACUUAUCUAACACUUCUCUGAGCUCCAUCAUUCUUGAAACUUUUUCUCUCUCUAUUUGAAGCCUUUCUUUUUCCAAUGCCAUCGCUUCAUUGUGCCUUAUUUUUUCCUCACGAGCCUCUUUUUUGAAAACUCCAGUAACUCGCUGGCUGGUAUUUUUCGUUUUUUAUUAGGACUAUUUGCCUUGUUUUCAUAUUCAUUCCUAGUAGCAUUACCAUCGGAGUCAGUCUCGGAGUUAUGAUUCUCGUCUGGAGAUCUUUGAUAUUCUCCAUCAUCCUGUACACUUUUGCUGCUUGAAAUGUUUAGGGAACUCUGCAAAUUUUGAGAUGGAGGAGAAAUGGAAUGUCUUGUACCAUAAAUCUUGUCGAAAUCAUUAAAAAAUUCCCAAGUGGUUGCAUCUCUUCCUGUAGAAUUGUUCCUCUUUUUUAUUCUUUUAUAUGUUGCGUACAUGUUUAAAAAUUUUCGUUGCAACUGAUCUCUUGUAGCGCUAAGAUCUGGAGCAUCGGUUUUCAUUUUGUCCAGUACAUUGCCCCAAAGGACCGAUUUCUUCCUCCUCCCGCUACCAAAUGCAUUUUCCAUGUCCACUCGAGUUCUGACCAGUAAUUUGGUUUCCACAACGCUUAAUUUUAUGCUAAAAACAAAUAAUUAACAAUAUUACAACAUAAAAAUAACAUAUAACACAAAAUUUACUUACUUUUCCUCCUCUAUCUCGAUUGCGCAUUGAAAAUUUGUAUGUUGCGCUUGAUUAGCUAGUGAUGAGCAACAGAUUGUCAACAUUUCGCUAAACGAACGCGUGACGUUGCCAGUGUUGUCGAAAUUUUAUCGAAGAACGUCAUGCUCUGUCAUAAAAAGUAACACUGCCGCAACAUUUGUGGCUCGAACACACCCAAUAUGUUUCACAAACCUUAGGUCAGCAACAUGCUCUUGUCGUAUAAAUAAUGCUUGAUUUGCAUGGGCAUCUUAUAGGCGCAACACAUACCCAGCCAUUUAGGUAAUACUUCUAUGUUGGCAGUACCAAAACAAGCAGUCAGCAAACAUUCUGUUGUCACAUAUAUUCACAGUUGCUAAUACAUGAAGAACCUGCGCAUGCGUAAAAUAUAUAUUUUUAUCUAAACUAUGCACCUUUGAUUGCUGAAUCCAAGCCAUUGCGCAGAUAGGAUAAUGCCCAUAUAGGAGUAUUCAAUAUAUUUGUACAGCUACGUUUGGUACAUUUGGUUAUAAAAAUGUAGGCAAGGGUAUCCUGUUGUCAACAUUAAUAAAAUAAUGCAAAAAAUAUCCGGCCAAGCAUUGUCACUCCAGCUACAUUCCCUGUACCUGUACUGGGAAUGUUCAUGCGGCCACAAUAAGAACAAUAAAAUCUUUAACGUCACAAAUUUAUUUAUAUUAUAUAUUAUAUAUUUUAUAUAAUUUUUUUAUUAUUUUUUUUUUUUUUUAUUUUUUUUAUAAUUUUUGUGUAGCAAUUUUUUUAUAAUUUUUUUUUGUAAUUGUUUUUUAUAAUUUUUUUUGAUAAUUUUUGUCUUGUAAUUUUUUUAAAUAUUUUGUUAUUAUUAUUUCUUUUAUACAUAUUUUUUAUAUUUAUUUUUAUAAUUUUUUUUAAUAAUUUUUUCUUUUUGUAUUUUUUAUUUAUUAAAACUUUUUUUUUAAAUUUUUUUUUAUAUAAAAAAUUUAAUUUUUUUAAUUUUUUAAAAAAAUUAUUUUUUUUUUUAACUUUUAUAUUUUUUUAAUAAACUUACAGGCUUACCGCGUAUAAUAAAAAUUAGCGAAAAAUUGUUUUUCUUGAUUUUUUAUGUGCCAACUUGAAAUGCAAAAUGCAAAUUCUAUAUAAUUUCAUUAAUGGAGUUUAGGCAUCAUGAAUCAACUCCUAUUAAAACCUUAACUGUUUCUUACUAUUUCCAUUUGUGGAUAAUCAUAAAGACGUGCGCCACAAAUUUAUUUAUUUUAUAUAAUUUUUUUUUAAUAAAUUUUUUUAUAAUUUUUUUAUAAUUAUUUUUAUAAUUUUUUUUUAUAAUUGUUUUUUAAUACAUUUUUUUUAUACUUGUUUUUUGAUAAUGUUUGUUUUAUAAUAUCUUUUUUAUAACUUUUUUUUAUAAUUUGUUUUCUUAUAUAUUUCGUUUUUAUAAUUUUUCUUAUACUGUUUUUUAAUAAUUUUUUUUUCUAAUUUUUUUUUUAUAUUUUUCUUUUUUAUAAUUUUUUUUUCUAAUUUUUUUUUUCCAAUUUUUUUUUUUUUUAUAUAUUUCUUUUUUAUACUUUUUUAUUUAUUUCUUACUAAACAGCCCCACACGCCCCUCACACGCAUAAACAGCAGCCACACCCACCAAACAACGAGUCAAUGUAAAAUAUGUAAUUAGUAAAAGUAAAAAUGUUUAAAAAAAUCAGCUGCCCAACUCCAAAAUUUGCGCUUGUAAUUUAAAAAAGUAAAGUAUUUUUUCAAAUUUUUAAAAUAUUUUUUCAUUAUUUCAACAUUUCUUACAUAUCUACACACAAAAGCUAUGCAAUAAUGUUGCUGUCACUUAGUUACACGAAAAACAAAAACAAGAGAACACGAAAAACAAAACUGGCAGACAGCCAAAAAACAAAAAAUACAAAAAAUGGCGAUGAAGGUGACUCCUUUAGCGUCAAGCGAUUUAUUAUAAGAAUUUUAUUAUUAACAAUACUAUUAUUAAAUACUUAUAUAUAAAUUGUAUACUUAUUUUAAUUAAAUUGAAUUAAUAUUACAGUAAUGAGACAUAAACAAGCAUAAAUAAUUAUGUAUUUACAUCUGUAAGCGUAAGGAACUUAAGCAACGUUAUAAAAUACCGAAAAAUCAUUUGAAAACAGAACAACCAAGAGAGGAGUAUUUUUAUUUAUGUAACACAGAUCAAACAACAAAAGCAAAAAAAAAAAAAAACAAUAACAAAAAACAAUUUACUUAACAAAAUCUUUAAAUAAACCAGUUAUUUACAGUUGGUCAAGCCGCGAAUUUUGUUAAAGCGGAACAUUUCAAUUGCAUCAGCAUUCAAAUAGAGAGUGAAAAAUAUAAAUAUGAAAAUAGUGAAAAAAAUAGUGAUUGCAUUAACUUUCAAUUUUAUUGACGAUUCAUUGUGUAUUGCAUGUAGGUAUUACAAAUACAGCCAACCACAAAUACAAAGAGACAGCAGCCACGAAAACGAAAAAAACCACAAUAAUAAAUAACAAAGCAACAAAAAUACACAGAAACACAACAAAGCGUAACAGCAAAAGAAGGAAAAAAAAAACACAAAUGCAGAUGAAAAUAAAUUUACAAAUUAAG
This is a messenger RNA of Anastrepha ludens (Mexican fruit fly), 9007 nucleotides long. RefSeq names its product ubiquitin-conjugating enzyme E2 H (gene UbcE2H). NCBI's taxonomy places the organism in Eukaryota, Metazoa, Arthropoda, Insecta, Diptera, Tephritidae. Bases 717 to 1268 code for a protein of 183 amino acids. Gene Ontology annotation, cellular component: nucleus. Gene Ontology annotation, molecular function: ubiquitin conjugating enzyme activity. Gene Ontology annotation, biological process: protein polyubiquitination; ubiquitin-dependent protein catabolic process. The transcript is spliced from 2 exons. The record is from RefSeq and is a predicted model, not a curated record.